CUUUUCCCCGAGAAAAUGCCCUAAGUGAGUAAGGCGACUUCUACAUGCUUUGUUCUCUCGUAGAAGACCUACUUGGAGGCUAUGUGGAUAGCAUUCUGAUUCUCACAGAACAUGUCCAUGGGGUUCUGUGACCGAAAUCCCAAUUUCAGUCAGAAGAGAUCCAACUCAUACAAGUUCACUAGUUGUUGAUGCCAUUGCACAAUACUCGGCUUCAGCAUUGGAUCUAGACCUUCUUAUUGCAAAAGAAAGGGCCUGCUUUUUGCUUUUCAAGGGAAAACAUUAUCCUAUGGUGGAUUUGAUUCUAUCAGAGGGCAUUAAUACCUUCCUUCAGCUUUUUGAGGUAGGGGCGGAGUCUCCACUACCACACUACUACUAUACCACUAGCACUCCACGAGUGGAUUAGUUGAGUGACUAGACUGAGAUUCUCUUUGAUAUCAAUCACUUUUCUAAAGAAAGUAGUCAAAAUCAUAAGAGAAGCAAGGUCCACAGAAGGUUGGGAAGUAGUACGCCCGGUUCGCCAGGAUCAAACUCUGAUUUUGAGUAUGAUCCUGGCUCAGAACGAACGCUAGCUAUAUGCUUAACACAUGCAAGUCGAACGUUGUUUUCGGGGUCGAACCACUAUCCUUUUGAAGCGGAUAGUUCACAGUGCUCAUUCUCUUUCUUUUAGGAAAGAAUGAAAAAAAAAUGACAAUCCAUUCUAUUGUUAUUCAAAAAUUACUGAGUACGAACGCACAUCUAGGCCGUCGGGUAGCUGCUCACCAUUUCAAAGUCUAUAUCUGUGGUUCCAGAAAUGGAAUUGCUAUUCUCGAUUCAGACAAAACACUGAUUUGUUUACGAAACGCUUGUCAUUUUAUAGGAUCUCCCAUUCGUCAAAAAGGCCGUUCCUUCUUUGUAAAUACCAAUUCGUUAUUCGAUGAGAUAAUUGAACAAAUGGCGACGAGAAUCGGCUGUAUCAAUGAUUCUCAAUGGAGGAUCGGGGGUUUUUUGACCAAUUGUUCAAGUCCGAAAAAAAUCCGUUCGAGAAACAAGAAGAUCAAUUUCGGGUCGAACCAACAACCAGAUUGUGUAGUUAUUAUGGAUGCAGAUAGAAAGUCCUCGGUCAUACUUGAAGCUGAUCGAUCACAAAUACCUAUUGCAUCUUCAGUGGAUUCGAAUAUCCCAUUGGGAUCCCAUAAAAGAAUCACUUAUCCCAUUCCAGCGAAUGAUCCUAUACAGUUCGUAUAUCUAUUUCGUAAUUCGAUUACGAAAACAGUUCUUCUUGAACGGGGAAGAAUCGUUGCGAUGAAGGAGCCCUCCGCGGGGAGAAGAAACAACUCAUCGAUCAACCUUUUCCAAGAAUAAUUGGUUUUAGUCGAGUGGUCAAAUACCGACGCUAGGGGGGACCUGUUUAUGGAUUGAACAAGAAUUGUACGACUUCGGGCUGGGCUGGAUGGAACAAGUGCGGGCCUAGCCCAAUCUUCGUACACAGCAGCCAACGUCCCGGGGCGGGGCGCUCUGACGAUGCGGAGAGCAAACAAAGGCGAGUUUGCUAUUAUGGACGGACGAAAAGCUGCAACAAGACGGGUGGCUACCUGCAGUGGGACCGCGGCACGGGGGGAAAAGGGGCAAAUAGGGA
Messenger RNA from Magnolia sinica, 1615 nucleotides. Its product is annotated as small ribosomal subunit protein uS2m. Bases 685 to 1341 code for a protein of 218 amino acids. Gene Ontology annotation, biological process: translation. The transcript has a single exon. The record is from RefSeq and is a predicted model, not a curated record. NCBI's taxonomy places the organism in Eukaryota, Viridiplantae, Streptophyta, Magnoliopsida, Magnoliales, Magnoliaceae. Gene Ontology annotation, cellular component: mitochondrial small ribosomal subunit; ribosome. Gene Ontology annotation, molecular function: structural constituent of ribosome.